ACUGAAGCAUUCGUCUUUUGCUGAGAAGACAAACGACUUGUGUAAACAAGAAAAUGGCCAGGACCAAGCAGACCGCCCGUAAAUCCACCGGAGGAAAAGCUCCCAGGAAGCAGCUCGCCACCAAGGCUGCCCGUAAGAGCGCCCCGGCCACCGGAGGCGUGAAGAAGCCCCACCGUUACAGGCCCGGUACUGUUGCUCUGAGGGAGAUCCGCCGCUACCAGAAGUCUACUGAGCUGCUGAUCCGCAAGCUGCCCUUCCAGCGCCUGGUUAGGGAGAUCGCUCAGGACUUCAAGACUGACCUGCGCUUCCAAAGCUCAGCUGUCAUGGCUCUGCAGGAGGCUAGCGAGGCUUACCUGGUCGGUCUGUUUGAGGACACCAACCUGUGCGCCAUCCACGCUAAGAGGGUCACCAUCAUGCCCAAAGACAUCCAGCUUGCCCGCCGCAUUCGCGGAGAGAGGGCUUAAGCUGUUCUGGGACCAGUUUACACCAAACACAACGGCUCUUUUAAGAGCCACA
Molecule: messenger RNA, 516 nt
Organism: Oreochromis niloticus (Nile tilapia)
Lineage: Eukaryota; Metazoa; Chordata; Actinopteri; Cichliformes; Cichlidae
Product: histone H3
Exons: 1
Coding region: 54-464 (136 amino acids)
Cellular component (GO): nucleosome
Molecular function (GO): structural constituent of chromatin; protein heterodimerization activity; DNA binding
Source: RefSeq, a predicted model, not a curated record